Dictyostelium purpureum is the source of this 285-nucleotide messenger RNA. RefSeq lists its product as uncharacterized. The coding region runs from base 1 to 285 and encodes 94 amino acids. The record is from RefSeq and is a predicted model, not a curated record. The transcript has a single exon. Lineage: Eukaryota; Evosea; Eumycetozoa; Dictyosteliales; Dictyosteliaceae.
AUGCAAAUAAAAAUCUAUAUAAUUUCAAAUUUUAAAAAAUUUUUAAAAACAAUAGAUGCAAGCCCUCUGCUUUCUGAAAAUGAUCCGCAACAACAAGAGCAACAAGAACAACCAAUUCCACAUGCUUUACAAGAACCAAAAAGUCCAAAGAACAACAAAAACAACAAGAGAUUCUACAAGAACAACAAAAGCAACAAAAUCCAUCCAAACUGCAGAAAUAUGUGGAACAUCAAAAAUAACAAAGGUAGAGGAAUGGUAGAAAAGAGAGCAAGGAUCAAAGAAUAG